Molecule: messenger RNA, 3207 nt
Organism: Musca domestica (house fly)
Lineage: Eukaryota; Metazoa; Arthropoda; Insecta; Diptera; Muscidae
Exons: 3
Coding region: 38-3034 (998 amino acids)
Biological process (GO): glutathione metabolic process
Molecular function (GO): glutathione transferase activity
Source: RefSeq, a predicted model, not a curated record
GAACAAAAUAUAAAUAGAAAUUCCCCAAUUGUGUAAAAUGGAAUCCCCUAAAUUGGAAAUGCUAAGAUCUGUCAAGGGAAAGGAUAUGCUUUUGUUUGAUGGCUAUCUGUAUCACUAUGAUGAUCGUACAACUAAAUCAUAUCGCUGGGUUUGUUCACGGCGCAAGGAUAACCCACCAUGCCGCGUAAGAAUGCAUACCUCUCUAAUUGAUGAAUGGGACUUGACACGCCACAAAUUGGAAUCGAUUAUUGGAGAACAUCCUCAUGGCCCAGCUGAUGAAGCGGCCAUAAUCAGAGCACGAGAAAAGAAACGUCAGGCAGAUGCUGAGAACCUGCCCUGUACGUUGAGCAACAAGUCUUUGAAAAGGAAAUAUCAAAUGCAAAAGGGAGGAGGAGGAGGGGGCGGAACUGUGGCUAAAAAGACAAAACCCGUAACGGAUGAUGAGGAUAAUGUUUCCAGUAUUGAUGGUAUCAUUGAAAUGGACAGCAGUUUUGAGUUAAUGCCGAAUUCCAAACCUGCUGUGGGCAAUAAAUCUGUGCUAAUGUUAAAAACGGCCAAAGGCUAUCACAUGAUAGCUGUAGACGGCUGUGUAUAUCGCCUAGAUGGUAAAUCUAUGAUAAGUUGCACCUAUCGUUGGAAAUGUUUUCGUUCAAAAGAUCUACAGUGUACAGGACGCAUCUACACUGAGUGUCUGGCAAGUGGCAUGCAUCGUUAUAAACCAUUUCGGGUGGAUGAAAAUGAACACAAUCAUCAGCCUUAUACCGAGGCGAAAAUUGAGGCCCUCAUCCGAAGAAAUAACAUACAGAUUAUCCGUGGCAAAGAGGAUAACAGGAAAGACGGCGAUGAACUCAAAGCCACACCAUAUAAAAAGAAUGCCCAUAGCCUUCCUUUGUCGGCGGCAUAUAGUGGUGGUGAAGGUGUUCUCUCCAUAUCCACAAAUAUAGAACUUCCAGAAACAAAGCAUGGCAGCACCGGCAGCCGCAAAGACAAAGCGGCGGCCACGGCAGCCCAAUAUCGUUAUGUCAAAAAUCCAAUGGAAGUUUUUAAAAACCCACAGCAUGGCGAGGUCAAGCUGUUCUCCUUUUUGCCAUCUUUCAAAGGAAAUCGGGUUCUAAUUUUGGAAAAUAUGAUCUAUCACUUUGAUACCAGGGGUGGACGUAAUGGACGUAUCUAUUGGACGUGUUUUGAUAAAGUUCUGCGCUGCAAUUGUCGUGUGACCACCGAAAAUGUCGGUGAUAAAAUACAAAUAGUUAGGGUAUCUGGUGAACAUAGCCACUCCCAGGAUCAUCGUCAACACAUCGACAAGAGAAUUAAAAAGAUUUUAUCUUUUCGAAAUCAAACGGGAAAGCUGGAAGAAAAUAAUCCUUUUGGCAAUGAUGAUGACGUUGGCGACGAUGCCAAUCCUUUGUUUCAAUCGGAUGAAGACAAUGAUGAUGGGGAGGGAGAUAAGGAGGAUCGGGAGAAGGUUGAUUUUAAGAAACAUAAACCCGAUUCGACAACGGCAGAUAUUUCUGAGCUAUUACGUUUAAAUAAAUUGAAAAAAGAAAAACAAGAAGAAAUUCUAAUGGAAAUUCCGGUAACCACCAAAGGUAAAUCAGAAGAAGAGAUUAUGGAAAUCUCAGAGGGUGUUGUCUUGGCAGAGUAUAAAAAUGAAACAGAUCCAUUUUACGAUACCAUUGAAUAUGUGGAAGUGGAAAGAGUUAAUAAUAGCUCACAAUAUCAACAAAGUGAUUUAUCCUCAGAAGAGUCGGAAGAUCAGAAUCAUAUACCGCUGCCCAAGGCCAGAAGAAUCAAGCACAAAACCAAACGUUCCAUGGAUUACGAGACGGGUGGAGAGGGGGAUGAUACGAAUGAGGAAGAUAAUGCCUUUGGAGAUGACGAAGAAUAUUCACCAUCAACAGCAGCCAAACAAAAAAUGGCCAGUAAUUAUAUUACCCCUACCCGACGUUCCCGCUAUCCCCAUCAAAGCCAUAAUCCCGAUAAUAUUGACAUAACCAAAGUCUCCAAAUUACGUUCAGCCAAGGGUGGUGAAUUGUUGUGUGUCGACGGUUAUAUUUAUCAUUUGAAAAGUACUUCCAACACGACACGUACCUAUUGGUCUUGCAUCAAGUCUAAGGAUCGUCGGCUCAAGUGUCCGGCUCGAGUUACCACCGUCACCUUGGAGGGUAAUAAAUUAACUGUGGAUUAUCUAAGUAAUUCUCAUUCACAUCCAAUAUCGGAGGAUGAUAUUAAGAAGCGACUAUUCAAUGAAUUUGCAAAAUCUUCAAAGAAAUCGUUUAGGGCAAAGGACAUUAUGGAUAAGCCAUUGAGUGAGUUAAAUCCACAAUUUGCUCAAAUGUUAAAGGGGAAGUCCAGAGAAAGCUUAAGCAACAAUGACACUACUGGGGAGUGUGAGAAAACCAUGUUAAAUAUAAAACUUUAUGCUGAAUCAAAUGGCCCACAAUCUUUGGCUGUUCGCAUGUGCUUGCAGGCCUUGGAUAUACCCCAUGAAUUGCACAUUGUAGACCACGUUUCUUCGGAACAUUUGCCAGAGGAAUAUGUCAAGAAGAAUCCCCAAAAAGAAGCCCCUGUUUUGGAUGAUGAUGGAUUUUAUCUAUCCGAAAGUAUUGCCAUCAUGCAAUAUUUAUGUGAAAAAUAUGCCUCCGAUACGAAUCUGUAUCCCAAAGAUCCCAAGGAGAGAGCUUUGGUUAUGCAUCGUUUAUGUUUUAAUAUGUCUUCAUAUUACCCGAAAAUUUAUGCCUACAACCGCGAACGUUCUGAAAUGGCAAAAGAUAGGCUGGAAAAUAUUCUGCUAGUACUGGAAAACCAUUUAAAGACACUGGGUAAAAAAUAUGCUACUGGUGAUAGCUUGACACUUGCCGAUUUGUCUCUAGUUUCGUCGACGUCUGUGCUGCAGGUUCUGGAAUAUGAUUUAUCAAAACAUCAAUUGAUUAGCAAGUGGUAUCAGACAUUUAAACGGGAAUAUCCUCUGCUGUGGGACAUUGCCCAGGAGGGUAUUGCGGAUUCGAAACAUAAUUCAGAGGAAAAACUAUAAAAAAAUUGAAAAUCAUAAAUCCUGGAACGUCGCAUGGAUGUUUCUAUGUUUAUAUUAUUAUUAAGGGGUACGUAGUAGUUAAGAGUGUACAGUUGUAGAUUACGAUAACAUUUUAAAUGUUUAUAGAUUGCAUUGUAAAAAAAAUAAAUUUUUUAAUUAUUUCAAAUAAGGAA